AUGCUGGGUUUGUCACAUUUGGGAACAUAUGAGGCCGAUGACAAUCCAAAGCCGAAUGGGCGCAUUCGAGCACUGGAAUGGCCUCGCUCCUUGUCUAUUACUAGCGAGUCAACUGGGUAUGACGAGGACUCUAUGCAGGAGCACCACUCCGUCAGCCAUGUUAGUAUCCAGCCAGCCGGCUUGAGCCAUCUGAUUCAAUCCCCGGUCUUCCUCAGAUCCCUGCCUGCGAUGUUCCCGUACCAUCCGUCGGUCAACGCAAAGGCCAACCAGCUUCUGCCAGCUCCGGCGAACGAGUUCAACCGCAUUACGGUAGCCAUCCACGCUCCUACUUUCCCUCGUCCCCUACAGGCACCAACCACGACCCCCUCUCAGAGACUUCUCCAUUCUUCAGGACAAAUGAAUUUGGGUGUCUACAUCAGCCGUGUCCGAGCCAGGUUGACUGGUUGUCUUCCCAAUCAACAAGCCUUGGCAAUCGAUAGCACCCCAGGAGCUUUGAUCGAGUUCAUUGACCGUGUUCGUCUUCGUAUGCUGCCACACCAGGGUAGCCGACUCGAUCGUAUUCUUCACUGGGCGGAUAAUCUGGAAGAAGCUCUUGCCAAGUUCCUCAGCUCUAUCGAGAUGUCGCAUAAAUUUUCCAACUUGAAAGAUUUUGUUUUGCUCGUCCGAGCUUGCAUCAAAUAUCUUGUUCAGUUGGCCGCCAAAGACACUUCGCCAGUACUGGAGAGAGUGUUUGAGGCCUUCAAUGAAGUAACCUGGGUUAUCACCGCCAUGGGGAAACCGCGAAGUGUUCAGUCUCCUGUAAUUGAUGAGCAGCUCACCAGAAUCCUCAUCAUUUUGUUGGAUAUGAACGUCACAAUUUUCCAAUAUAUCCACACGACAGGAGGAAAGGUUUCCACAUCAUCGGCUUUUGGUCAGGAUGCUUUGGAACUAAGUCCAUUCAUAAAGUCUUUGAUUAACGUCCACGAUGAGUUCUGCUAUGAACUCUGGCAGGCUGUUCUAUGCAACCUACCCUCCGCACGAGGUAUAAGCGUGGAUUUCAUUCGUCGCUGGCUCUCUAGUCAAGAGAAGAGCUCUCUGGUUUGGAAAACUUAUAGGUCAUCUGGCCAAGCAUUCGGGGCAAACUUGCCACUUCAAUGGAUGACGGAACUCACUCGCAAGUUUUGGGCAGGUUCAGACACCUUACUAUUACUGACUGGAGAGGCGGGCUCUGGCAAGACGGCACUUUGUCACUUCUUACUUGACCAAUCGCGGUCUCGCUUUCCCAAGGGAACGCGUGUCUUAUAUUUCAGCUUCGAAACAUCCAUACCCGGUCAGAGAACCCAACUGGUAUUUCUUAAAAGUCUCAUGCUUCAGCUUUUAGAACAAAGCAAUGGCAAUUCUGGGCUAUUGGUCGCCCUCUGCGACGCAUAUAACAUGAUCGAACGCGAGCAUAUCUCUGGCCCAGAGAAGCAUCUGUGGUCACUUUUGGCCGAAUGGUCUGUUAAAACAACACAAUUAGCAUCAGACUCUGGAGUUUUGAUUGUGGUGGACAACUUGGACAAGGUCGAUGGUGGUCUGGUCAUGGCCGGCAAGAUUCGCCAGAAGCUUCAUGAUCUUGUUUCUCAACGCCGGGGGUUCCGUGCGAUCAUCCUGUCGCGUCCUCUCUGUGGUGGCGAGGAUGAUAAUGAGCCAUUACCUGGAACACGCCAUCAUCCGAUCGAUCCUUUGGGUUGGCGGGAUGAUAUGCGCCGCUAUAUCGAGCUAUCCCUUCGCCACUCAGCUCGCCUGGACUUCCUCACUUCAACUGAAAUGGAUCAAGUCGUCCGGCGAGCAAUAGAGGUCAAAACUACAUCUUUUCAGAUGGCUAACCUCCUGAUUGCAUUCAUCGAGAUGGAAAGAACUUACCAACGCAUCAUUCUUGCUCUCCGCACAGUACCGGACACCCGUUUGGGAUUCGUUGACCAUUUAAUGAUGCACAUUGACUGGACCCACCCGCUUGUCAAAAGUCUCAUUUCCUGGCUCCUCGUUGCUCAGCGUAAUUUGUCCAUGUCUGAAUUGGAGCAGCUUAUGGAUCAAACUGCUGCAUCUGCUUUCUCCGGGACGAAUGCCGCUCGUACAUUGCGAGAGUCCUGCGCCUGUCUGGUGGAGAUACGCGAUGACACCAUCGCAUUCAUCGAUCCUAUGAUGAAAGAGCAUAUCUUGAACCUAGGAAAUCAAUCCCGUAUUCCAAUCACUAAAUCUAAGGCCAACCAGUUUGUUUUGCGUCGCUGCUUGGAAUACAUGAAUUCCCGAUUGCCGGAGCUUGGAAACUCCAUGCCAAGUCUCGAUGGACCUGAUUCGGAGUCUAGCGAUGCGCCAGCCAACCCAGCCUGCAUUGAUCCAGUUCUUGACUACUGCAUUAGCUUCUACAUUCAACACUAUAUUUCUAGCAGCUUACAGUCAAUGACUGGAGAUUGGAAAUCCUUGUAUCUGGAUUCAACUCAGCUGGCCCAAUGGGAGUAUUCCUACUGGAAGGACCAAUGUGACAAUGAGACGCAAGAGAGUUGGCACAAGCGAGCGCUGGGAUUCCGCAAAGCCGUCUUAGGUGAAAAUUCUCGGGCUGUCAUCCAGACGCUUAUCAACCUCGCAAAGCUGAGCCUCUCGGAUGUCAAUCCCGCCAAAGCAUUGCCGUAUUUGUGUGAGGCAUGGAAGAUUGCUAUCUCGGUCAUGGGCACACAAGCAACAAUCUGCAAAGACGUGGCACACAAGGUUGCUGAGAUUGUAGCAUGCCAGUGUGAUUCCGAAUACUAUGCAUCUUUGCUCGACAAAUGCCCAGGUGUGGAAGAAUUGUACAAAUAUAUCUGGAAAAUUGACCAAGAAGACCACGGUCGCAUGAACGACGGGGCUCUGGUUCACAUUCAGCUUCUCAUCAGCAUGUACCGGCACCAUGGUAAAUUCUACGAUGCUUUCUGUCUGUUGCAAGAUCUUUAUCACGAGGCCGUCGCAUUAUUCGGCAAAUUUGAUGCGCGCACCAAUGGGUACGCAGAACAGCUGAUUGAUAUUCUCACAAUCAUGGGACGCGACAGCGAGAUUUGCACAUUAUGUGAGGAUCUCUUCGAGGACCCAGAGCAUGCUUUGAAUCGAUGGGAUCAACGACGACUCACGAUCCUCUUUCAUAUGAUUCGCUGCUAUGUGCGCCAGGGCCAGACAACCCGUGCCCAGGGACAACUCUCCAAAAUCUGGCAGACUCUUUAUGAUCUUGUAGUUUCUACACAAACUCUGGAUGUUCAAAUUGCUCUUGUGGAAGUUACUAUUGAGCGUGCGCGACUGUUUACCCAUCAGCUGAACAAAUCGCAAAGAAAGGAGGCGGCUAGUUUCGUUUCUCGGAUAUGGGUCGCCUUGUCCGAGGCACAGUCUUCGUUCAAUGACCAAUUGCUGGUCAAGCUUCUCGAUCUCAGUGAAUACUUCGUGGAGAUUGCUGUGUUCGAUCCUAUUUUGCCAAUCCUCUUGCAUCUACAAUCUUCAUACCAUGACCGUGUCACCAGUUGUCCUGGUGAUGCAAUUCGGGUUGCCGUUGCCCUUGCAAAGUGUUACCGUCAUUAUCCCCAAUGCAAGGAUGAUGGUUGCUUUGAUCCAGAUUAUCUCCAAGAAAUUCUAUCUCUUCUACUUGGAUUGGAUGAGAUGAAUGAAAGUUAUAUGGAUCUACCCGAGGAGAUGGUACAUAUCUAUAUUUCCGAGAGUCGGUGGAUCGACGCUAUUCAGGUCUGCACUGCUGUUCUAGGUCAUCUUUGGCCAGAAAUUCUCAUACCCGUGAAUCCCUUCAAGCUCACUUUGACAUUGCCCGAGGCUCAUCAGCCCGCAGGAAUUCGGAUGGCUCUGCUGUUUGCCAAGGUGAAGUUACAGCAGAGUGCCGAUGAUAUCCAAACAUCUACUUUGUUGGAGUCCAUUUUCACUUUGUUCAAGAGGAAACUGCCUUUGGAUCAACCUUCGCUUUAUGACGCUGCUUCCUUGUGGUCAGACUCACUUUGCAAUCUUAGUCGUAUCUCCGAGGCAAUGCAAAUGUGGAAAGAGCUGCACGAAACUUGUUCCCGUCAGCUUGGUCCACUACACGAACAAUCUAUUCGCAUCACUCGGUGUUUGAUCAGUAUCUACCGGGACACUGGGGACAGAAUCCCAUUUGGCUCUCUCGAUGUGCUGCUCAGCAUUCUCCGGAGCUUUGGCCCGAGGCCGGAUUUGUGCCAACCAAUUGCCUUUGAAGUGAUCACUGUGCUUUUGUCACAGUAUGAGAGGCAGGGCAAGCUGGACGAGGUCUACAAGCUUUAUGACCAGCUUUGGCAGUCCAUUGUGCGCCACGACCAUUCUUAUCCAAAUCCGCUUAGCGAUGCUGAAAUCUUCGGCAUAUACGAGAAAUUCUCUCGCGCUCUACUACAAAGGAGUGACUGCGACCGUGCUAUCCGCGUCACCCACGAGCUUCAAAAGCUCUUACGCAGUAACUGGGAUGCCAGCGCUUUGCUAUGCAUUCGUGCCGAUUUCGAACUUGCACAGCUUCUAGAACGCGACGCGCACAAUUAUAAGCAGGUUGUGGCCUUGUACGAGGCAAUCUGUGACGUUGACCUCGCCAUGUUCCAGAACGAAGACCAGGACGAGAUCCUCCGCAUCAUCAAAAUCGCCACAGAGCAUCUGGUCAAAAUCUACACAACCCAUGCAGACCUAGCAACAAAGGCUGAAGCCAUGUUGAUCCAUGCUUGGAAGCAGGCUGCCGCAGUCCGCGGCAGUUCCGACUUCCAUACCCUGGAGUGCUUCCUGAGGCUCAUUCGCUUCUGUCGAUCCCAGAAUGAGAUGCUGGGAGGAAAUUCAAUCCCUCUGCACAUGCGCGAAUACGUGAUGGAUCUGUUAGUAGAGGAGCAUGACGAGAAACGUCUCUUUGAACGCGCAAGUACUAUCGCCGAUCUCUACCAAGAAACGCGAAUGGUGAGUUCUGGCAUCCGUUUCAUGAAAGAGGUGCGCAAUGAGUUCGUAAGUCUCAGCCCCAGCAAGCCUUCGCGCCUUGGUUUGGCCCGCUUGAUGCUUCUUGACCGUCGCUGUCUACUAUUCGUCGAUGCCGUCGAUAGCAUCCUCGCUGGAAACGACAAUGGGCCCACGCUAUUUGUGGAUCUUUUGCAAUCACUGAUGGCCGAGACUGCUCUUUAUGAGGCUUGGGACCGGGCUAAGCGUGGUCAUUAUCCUUUGAAGUCUAUUUUCACAACUUCGUCGCGAUUAUUCCUCUUCCUGCAGCGCCCGCGACGCGAUCCCGAGAGAACCGCGGUUUUUGAGGACCUGUGGUCGGCUUUUCAAACCAUCACUGGUCUUGAACUGCCCACCGGAGGUACGAUCUAUAUUCAACUCGAAGUUUGUAUCCGCGAAAUGGACCGUCGCCAGGCUUCACCUCUGCUGGUGGAGGCGCUUGUCCAAAUUUGCAUUGAACUAUAUAACAUCCAGUCUUUCUCCGGUGGCCUUGCUGUGUUGGAGUGGACUGCUGAAUAUUUCGCCAAUCCAACAUGGGCCAAGGCCUCCCAGGUGACACAGAUGGCAUUCCGUCUAGCGCGGUCUAUUAACAGUCUCCAAUUUGGAGAGUCAGACCGCAUAAUCGUUGAAAAAGCGAGACUUCUGGUUUCGGAGAUCUUGGCUAAACUUAUUAGUCAAGUUGAUACAGGAGAACUCGUUUUGAAUGAAGUCACGGUCCAGGAGGUCAACCUGAUCAUUCGUCUGCUCAGUCACGGUAACAACCGUCUCACUGCACUCAAUCAAAUCUUCAAGACUCUUUGGGACUUUCGCAGCCGUCUCACAUGGGGCGCCCAAUCCACCAUGUCAUUGGGCGAACGCUUGUGCGAAGUCAAGUUCGCUCUUGGAGAGCGUAAAGAGGCUCUGGACCUUCUUCAAGAUAUCUGCUACAACAUCCGCGAUGUCUACGGGCCGCUCCAUCCGCUCUCGGUGGAAUGCGACAAUCUACGUGCGCGCCUCCUUAACACAGACGGUCAACACGACCACGCGCUUUCUAUCCAUGCCAAUGUCCUGCAAGAGGCUCUUACCCAGCGUGAUUCCAGGCCAUCUGGCAUCAUUGGAGGCCAAGAUUACUUGGGUUUGAUUCUAGAAGAACAACCAGGCCUUUUAAACGCGACACUGGGACUGAAGGGGGGGCUGGUGCGACAAUGA
Molecule: messenger RNA, 6150 nt
Organism: Penicillium cosmopolitanum
Lineage: Eukaryota; Fungi; Ascomycota; Eurotiomycetes; Eurotiales; Aspergillaceae
Exons: 10
Coding region: 1-6150 (2049 amino acids)
Molecular function (GO): ATP hydrolysis activity; protein binding
Source: RefSeq, a predicted model, not a curated record